ACGACCAGUCCAUCCAAGCCGCACCAAGACCGAGCCAUGUCCGCAAUAGCACUGGGCGCCGCCGGCACCUGGCCGGAGGCCGUGAUCCAGUGCCUCCUCUUCCUCCUCGCCGCUGGCAUGCUCCUCGCGCUUCACUCCCUCCCCCGCCGCGCCGCCCUUCGGCUGCGCCGCUCCGGCGCCGCCGGCGGCUCCUACGCGGCCCAGUCGCGCCGGCACUUCGCUCAGGGUGCCCAGCUUCUCGCCCGCGCGCGCGCUACGGCCCCUAAGCCCCCGGGCCCGCUCGCCCGCGCGGCCGUCGCCGAGGCUGACCGCGCCAUCGCUCUCGACCCCCGCGACGCCGCCCCGCUCAUCCUCAAGGCCCUCGCCCUCGACCUCCAGGGCCACCGCCUCCCUGCGCUGCGCGCCCUCGACGGCGCCCUCGCGCCGCCGCUCGCCCGCUCACUCGAGCCGCGCGAGCGAGGGGACGCGUUGGCCAAGCGCGCCGAGAUCGCGCUCGCACUCCACCGCCGCCGCCGCCUCGACCAGGCCGCUGUCGAUCUCGCGGAGGCCGUCCGCCUGAGUCCCGAGAAUGCCCGCGCCCAUGCCCUUCUGGGCGAGUGCUACGAGAAGAAGGGGCUCGCCGCUGAAGCUCGGGAAGCCUUCAAGACCGCUGCAUCCAUCGAUCCAAAGCUUGGUGUUGCGCUUGACGGGCUCCGUCGGUUAGACGGAGGCAACGAAGGAGACGAAAAUGACUGAUGAACCUGUUGCUGAUGAGCAUUUUACAUCUGUUGUAUAUUUGUGGCCGAAUGCAGUCAUGCACUACCUUCUGGUUCAAAUUGGUAAAAGUGGUUUGUUAUGUGGUCUUUCUGUAAUUGCUUAACUUAAAGAUGCCACUAAACAUGGUUUACUGUUGUAGAUUACCACAUUUUCAAUCGAGCAAUAGUAUGACUUCGUUGUUAACUUUGUUGGUAUUCAGCUCAA
Molecule: messenger RNA, 960 nt
Organism: Zea mays
Lineage: Eukaryota; Viridiplantae; Streptophyta; Magnoliopsida; Poales; Poaceae
Product: TPR domain containing protein
Exons: 2
Coding region: 37-735 (232 amino acids)
Molecular function (GO): protein binding
Source: RefSeq, marked provisional